Messenger RNA from Eupeodes corollae, 14682 nucleotides. RefSeq names its product fibronectin type-III domain-containing protein 3A (gene mtgo). The transcript has 8 exons. The coding region runs from base 3276 to 8141 and encodes 1621 amino acids. Lineage: Eukaryota; Metazoa; Arthropoda; Insecta; Diptera; Syrphidae. The record is from RefSeq and is a predicted model, not a curated record. Gene Ontology annotation, molecular function: protein binding.
GCAACAUGAUGAAUUGAAUUUUUUAAAAGUGGAAAUUGAUCUUGAAUAAAAUUAAAUGUUCGAAUAUUUUUGUGGUUAUCCGAUAACGAUGGGUCACCCUGUGUUUUUGUAACAUUUGAAUAGAUACAAAUCAGAUAAUAAAUCUUUCUCUCAGCCCAGAAGAUACAUUCCACUUGUCAUUUGAGUUACUGUUUCUUGUUGUUUUUGUUUUUGAGCUGGUGAAAUUUUUCGUUAUUCUCAUUUCACAUUCCCCUACACAUCAUUUAGUUGCUUUUGUAUUAUGUUCUUCGUAACAUUUGUAUCGUAUUCGUAUCGUAUCGUAAAAACAUAAAAAAAAACCUUUAAAAGAAGGGUGUGUGCGCUCUGGAUGUCGGUCUCGAUUCUCGGGUCUUGAAACUCGGUAUAGGAACAUUUGAAAAAGCAACAAAAUAAACAACAACAAAAAAUAGUAAAACAAUUUGUUAUGUUUUCUUGUUUGCCGAUGCGCAAAGUCAAACCAUACAUACAUAUACAAAUAUACAUCUGGAAGUUUCUCUAUGCACAUCAUUAUACGAACGAGCCCAAAACCACACCACACAACGAGAAUGAGAACGAUGAUGACAAAAAAGAGUGGAAUCUAAAAGAUACGCCCGCAUCAAAAACAUCCGCUUCGAUUAGAAAAUAGAAAGACAAAAAAAAAACGACAAAUAUCAGAAAAUUCCCUAAACCUCACUCAAAUUGAAGAAAAAACAAACUCAAAGAUACAAAAUUUUGAGUGAUUAUACAUGAAAAAUGGAGAAAUGGAUAAAAGAUACUAUUGUAUCUCAAAAAUUCAAAUCUGCGCGAAAUUGCGAUAAACAUUUUUCCCCUUUCUGGAAAUCUCACUCCAUUCUCAAAAAUACACACUUAACCAACCACAAAGAUACAUUUUUCUCUCUCUCUGUAGAUUCUUUUUCUAAAAUUUAACUCAAACUCAAUUCGAGAAGUCGAAUCGAAUGAAUCCCAUUCCCAUCCCAUUCGGAGUAAUCAAGUGGAGGUAUUUCUGGGUGGGAAAAUUAUGUAUCUUUUUGUAGAGUUUCGGAGUGGAAAUUGGAAUUAACGUCGUCGAAUACGAGUGAAGGCAAAGCAAAAGACAACACAUCAUCGCCAUCCAAUCCAACACACAAAAUUUGUAUCUGAAUCUUUUUAACCAACUCGAAAUCGAACCGAAACCGAAACACCACCGAAGGAGCUCGAAACACCAUCGAUGAAGCGACGACGUAGGUGAGGAAACCGCGGAGACCGACAAGCUACACAACCUACAACCUACAACAAGCCUAUUCAAGACGAGUGAGAGUUUCUCAGUAACUGAGUAUCUGAGUGAGAAAUAGUCCGAUUCUAACAUUCAAACUGAAUGGUUAAUCGACAAUCUUGUAUGCGCGAUUCUCAUUUCGUUUUUGUGUUUCUCCAUAUAUUUUGUUUUGUUAUUUUUUUGAUUUUCUGUGUUUCCCAACAUUCGUCGUUGUCUUAAAAAUCAAAUUUAGAAAAAAAUUGAAGAAAAAUAUAAAAAGAAAGAAAUAAAUAAUUUAUAUCCAUCUAUCAUAAUUUUUUGAUAGAUAGAUCGGUCGUGUCGACUCGCUACCAAAACCAAAACCAACCAUAAUAAUAAUCAAUUGUAUCUUUCAAUCGAAAGAAAGAAUUCAAAAGAAAUAUUCAAAUCCGGUAUCUGUGAGUUUUUACAAAAAUCAAAUCCAAAAAAGAAAAAGAUUCUCAUCAAUCUAUCUUUUAUUCUUUUUUGGUAGUAGAAUUAUUGUAGUGGUUUCCUCUUGUUAAACAAAACACACAACAACAACACCAAACACCAACCAACAUCAAAAAAUAUCUUUCUACUGGAAAAAAGUAUCUUUAAAAUAAAUGAUUGUCUAAAAACCGCGUAUCUAUUCAGUGAAAUUGAAAUAAUAAUAAAUAUUUUUUCUUUUUCAUCAAUUUUGAUAAAAGAAAGUAAAACUAAAAAGUAUAUAUCUUUAGAUACUUCCCAACCCAACUUAACCUACCUACUCGACUUCUACUUCGAUUCGUAUAAAGGUCUUAGAGGGUUUAUCUUCAAGUUAAAAGUGAAAGAAAUUCCUCUUAAAGAAUUUUUUGGUUUUUCGUUCGUGUUUCGUUUUUCGUGUGUUCGUCUUUUUUUUAUUCUGUGUUACCCCCGAGAACCCAAACCGCCUUCGAACUCUAAUUUGAUUUUCCAAAAGAUAUUCAAUCUAAAGUGUGUCUUUUCUUCCUAUACUCGUAUAUUUUUAUAUCUUUUUCGCCUUUGGUUUGUUUUUUUUUCUUCUUCGAUUGAUGGUGGAAAGAAAUUUUAAUUGAAAGAAGUGGUGAUGUGGAAGAAAUAAGUUUUUCUUUUUAAUAUUUAAAAAAAAAAUAUCUCCAAUUGGAAUAUAAUUAAAACACACAUCCUAAUUCACUAUCCUCAAAAAAUAUCUUAACUAUUUUUUACUGUUCAAUAAUUAAUAUCUAUGCCUUGUAGUUCUUCGUCGUCUUCUUCUUCAAAUUUAUAACAAUAAAUAAAAAUAUCAAUCGGAAUAAAUAAAUACCAAUAAUUUAAUCAAACAAAAAAUAAAAUAUAAUAUUUAGUGAUUCAUGAAUUAAAAAAAGAAAAUAAAACGAGAUACAAAAAAAAAUUAAAAAAGAAUUUGUAUCUUUGUCUUAUUAGAAAAACGUGAAGUUUAAAAGCAAAGAGAAAAAUAUGAAUUAAAUUCAAUAAUUUACAAAAUAAAAUAAAAGUGUUUUAAUAAACAAAUUAAAAAAAAAGAAAAAUCUACGAACUUCGAGAGGACUGAGAAAGAGAAAUAAUAUUGAAAAAAAUCAUAAGUAUUUGAAAAUACGUUGUUUUUCGAGCAUGGAUCAAUUUUGAAUAAAACAACAAAAUUGUUUGUGGAUAGUUUGGAUAAAUUAACAAAACAAAACCAACAACAAAAAUAUUUACCGAAAUUGCAUUGCAUUUAUACAUCUAAAAUAAAGGAAUUUUCUUCUAAUAAUAUAAAAAAACUAAAAUAAAUUUCUAACUGCCGUAAAUCUACUCGCCACGUAAAGAGACGUAAGCCCCCCUCAAUUUUCUAAAAAAAAUUCAACAAACAACCGAAAGAAAAUCUAGAGACACAGAAAUGACACUUCUUCAUCCAAAGUGACAUUUUAUUUUUUGGGUUUGAAUUAACAGAAAACUACGGCCUUGAAGGGGAUCAUCAUUACUUGAGUCUACUUUUCAUACAUAGACAAAAAAAUAUAAAAUAUAGUUGUGAUUUUAUUUGACAGAAAAAAGCAUGGUCCGCAUGAAUGUAUCGGUAUCAUCGCAAGAACAACAUCAACACAAUCACAUUAAUAAUAACAAUGCCGUAACAUAUAACAACAGUAAUAGUAAUAACAACAAUAAUAACAACAACAACAAUAAUAAUAACAACAUUAACAACAACAACAACAACAAUAAUAAUAAUAAUACAACUAACGGUCAUAAACACAAACACAAACAUUCAAAUAAUAAAAAUAAUAAUAAUUAUCAAAGCGGCAACAAAUCAAUAACACAAGUAGGGAUGGUUGUAGGCGUGCAGCAACAACAACAGCAACAACAACAGCAGCAGCAACAAAAACAGCAACAACAUCAACACUAUCCACGACAUCACCAACAGUCUUCACCAGAUGGUUCAACAUCUUUGUCGGCGUCACCGCCACUUAUUCAACAGACGGCAUCAGCGCCCCAGGGCGCUUCCUUAGUACCGCCCUGUGCCUUGCAUCAUCCGCAACAGCAUCAGCAACAUCAACAGCAACAGUUGGCAGUUAUUGCUGCAAUGCAUCACUUGGCCGCGGCCGGAGCUGGUGGAGUACCCAUGAACCACCAUCAAAUUCACCAUGCUCCACCACCACCGCCUCCACAUCACCAUGCCCUACAUCCACACCAUCAUCCACCACCGCAACAGCAGCAGCAACAACAGCAACAACAACAGCAACAGCAGCAACAACAGAGUGGUAGCCAACAACAACAGCAACAGCAACAACAGCAACCCCACGAAAACGGUCAUGGACCGAAUAAUGGCAAUGUAAAUGGCAACGUUAAUGGCGGCGGAGGUGGUGGUGGUGGCAUGAAUGGUGUUGUAGCCACAGCAGCACCAGCUCCCCAAAAUCCAGGACCUCCCCAGCCGCCACCUCCAACGCCGGUCUACAUCCAGUAUCCAGGAGAAUUUUAUCCUGCUGCCGAAUACUACAUACCACAUCAUCAUGACAACAUGUGCCCGGCACACCACCAGCCGAUGUGCACAAUGCCUUCAGAAUAUGGUCCAACAACGGUACAAAUGGUUUCACAAAAUCGCCCGCCCCAUAUGCAGGUACCAGUGCAAGUACCCCAAGGUCAAGUCAUGCAACAAUAUGUCAACGAGAGCGGCACCUUGACUCAUGUUGUUCUGUCUCCAACCCAGUAUCCGCAAUUGCAUACAGGUCAAGGAGGCGUCCAGCAUAUUCAUGCGCCAUUUCUAGCGACAAAUGGUACAUCACAUUUCUAUUCACCCCUGCCAGCUGGAUUCCCACCCGGUCCGGGUGGAGGGCCAGCGCAUUUUCAUCCGAUGACAGGUGGGCAUUUGCCACCACAACAAAUGUCACAUUCUCCACAUUCCCCAUCACCGCCAAACAACAAUUAUCACAACAAAGACGAACGAACGCAGCGCCAACACACGAAAUUGCUGCGUAAAUUGGAUCAAAAGCGUGAAUUGAAUUCAGCGAUGUCGACUCCAGCUCACUCUCCAUCACCACGAAAGAACGAACUAAAUGGUAAUCAUCAUCGACGAACAUCACGAAAUGGUGCCUCAUCGGUUGGUACAUCUGAAGAUGGUGAAGAAUCAUCAAGUGUGCCAGAGGACGAAGAAGAUACCCAAACAAUAAUCGAGCAAUUGUCAGCCAUUCAUAAGCCAGAGGUAAUUGACAUCACAUCUCGAUCGGCAAAAAUAAUUUGGGAAGCACCAGCCAUUACUGAUAACCUCAUUAAUUCCCGAGACUUACGCUACAAUGUUCUUCUUAGCGAUCGUGCCAAGGAGUGCAAAUAUAAGAGUCUAUAUAAAGGUGAAUCUUACGACUGCAUUGUUCAGGACUUGCAGCCCGGCCAAGAGUAUGUUGUGCGAUUACAAGUCCAUUAUGAACAAUUGCAAGGCUCAUUUUCAGAACCGACUGAAUUCACAACCCCACCGUGUGAACCCGACCAACCAAUGCCACCGAAACUGAUCGUUCGCACGAGGAACUCGCUGCAAUUACGUUGGACAGCACCAUACAGCAAUGGAGCUCACAUUCAACAAUACAUCCUCGAAUAUGAUGAGGGCAAGGGUAAUCAUUUCGUAGAAGCUGCUAAGACCAAGAGCAGGCAGUACAUCCUAACAAAGCUGAUGCCAUCGACGGUGUACAAUUUCCGGCUAUCUGCAAUAAACGAAUGCGGUCCAUCAUUGUAUUCGGGAAUUGUGGCAUACAGCACUUCGGGCAAUCCACCUCAGGCUCCUAAAGCUCCCACCUUGCAUUCGGCAACACCAAAUUCACUACGCCUCGCUUGGGAGCGACGUAAUCAAGAUGGUGAGUUCGUCCUUCAGAUGCUUGACCGUGACUCGGGCCAUGGCUACUUGAAUAUGUACAAUGGACCCGAGACGAUCUAUGAGUGCUGUGACCUGCGUCGCUCCACAUCUUAUCAAUUCCGACUGAGGUCGGACAACGAAGCUGGUUCCUCACCCUGGUCCUCUGAAGUGGCAUAUAAAACUCAUCCCGAGCGACCAGGACGCCCUGGAAAGCCGCAGGUGAAGGGCAAAAUUCAUGGCAACUAUUUCAAAGCGAAGUGGGAUCCGCCAAACGAUCGAGGUGGGGCCGAAAUAUCUCGCUACUACUUGGAGAUCAGCUCUGGACCAAAGUUCGAACGAGUCUAUGCUGGCCGUGAACCAGAGACCGUGUGUGAUCGCCUUAGCCCGGGCACAACCUACCAGAUUCGAGCCGCCUGCGAGGGACCUGGUGGCAUGAGUGGUUACUCGGAUGUCUCCACUGUGACAACUGAAGCUAUUGUACCUGGAGCUCCAGAGCCACCUCGUUGUGAUAACGCACCUGGUCCCUAUGCGGCUGUGUUAAAUUUCGACAGACCAGACUACAAUGGUGGCGCCCCUGUUCUGGAAUUUGAAGUUCAACUGAAUGGCAAUACCCUUAUCUACCGCGGCAGGGAUUCCUAUUGCAUUGCCAAGGAUCUGACACCAGGCGAGCGAUACGAGGCGUGUGUCCGCGCUAUCAACCGCAUUGGCGCCGGUCCAUGGUCAUCAACGUUGCGUUUUGCAGCUGCCGCAGCACCGCCAUUCGCCCCUGAUGCCCCCGCAGUUGUUGUCCGAUCACCCACACAUCUGACUGUUUCGUGGAAGGAGCCACAGAGCAACGGCGCCGCCGUCAGUGAGUACCGUCUGGAGAGCUCUACAGCAGCCAACGAGUCCAAUGAUAGCUUUAACAUGUGUUACCGCGGAGUAAACACCACGGCCGACAUUCGCAAUCUAUUGCCCUUCACUUUGUACUUCUUCCGAGUGAAUGCCUCCAAUGUGGCUGGCAGCAGUCAAUGGUCACCGGUGGUGUCGACAAAGACCCCAGCUGCCAUUCCCACAGCACCACAAAUCAAGAGCUAUGAAUUCACAGCCAACGAGGUUUCCCUCAUUUGGACACAACCUGAGUGCAACGGUUCCGAAAUUGUUUCCUAUACUAUUGAAUACGCUGAGCGUUCAAUAUCAACCGAAGAUAACUCCUUGGAACACACCAUCACCGGUCUGACACCAGAGACCAACUACAAAUUCCGUGUCCAGGCCAUAAAUGGCGUUGGCGCCGGUCCAUUCUCGAGCUAUGUGAAACUAACAACGUUGCCACCUCCACCAGAGCCACCACAACUCGAGUGCACUGGCCUGGGGCACAAUUUCAUCAAACUCAAGUGGGGAGAUGGAAAGAAUUUGGACUUUACCAAAUACUACGUAGAGAUGUAUGUGAAUCGAGCAAAAGACUUCCAACAAGUGUACAGUGGGACGAAUGCCAUGUGCAAGGUUAACAAACUCCAGGAGCAAACCGCCUACGUGUUUAGAAUAUGCGCUGGCAAUGAUCGUGCCGGAGUGGGAGAGUAUUCAAAGGAGUACACCUUCAAGACGACUGCAACGCUUCCCGGUCCUAUUAAAGCACCUCGCAUGGCUAUGGAUAGUGGUUGUAUGUUUGGCAUGAGUCCAUGUGUGGGCAGCAAUGGAGCACCUAUUGCGUCGGGUGUGUUGCCUGGUAGCCAGAGUCCUUUCGGAAUUCCUCUGACAUUGGAAUGGCAGAACAGCAAGAAUUCGUUCAGUGAUCCCGUGGAGUAUGCUCUGCAGUAUAGUGUUGGUAAAGAUGGUGAUUAUAAACAGAUUUAUCGAGGACCAGAUACCAAAUUCACAAUUGAAAAUCUCGAGCCUGGCGCACUCUAUCUGUUUCGUGUGUGUCCCAUCCGAGUGUGCGCAUCUAAAGCCAGCGAACUUCCUGGCCAAUUUACCAACCCCUUCCGUUAUCAGGUGCCACCAUUCAUCGAUACCAUCGAUGGAAAUCUCUUUGCAGCCAGUUCAGCGGCUCUAGCUGCCGCAGCAGCUGCCAGCGGCAAUGCCUUUGCUGCGCACCAUGCACACCAUCUGCACCAUCAUCACCACGCGCAUGCGCACUCUCACGCCCACUCACACAUUCACAGCCACCACAGUCGGCACCUGCAAGCAGCCACAAUGCUUGUCGGCGGCAAUGGCAGUACAAAUCACCUGCAUCAUCGCUCCGUUAGCGCCUCAGCUAUCGGCUCGAAUGCCUCCAAUGGAAUCGAUGGUGGUAAUGCCUUCGGCCUCAUCCCAAUUAGUGCCAAUGACUUAGCCAACUUUGAAAACAACUGCGAGGAGCUCUUCAAAGGAGCCCUCCAUCAUCCACAUCACCAUGCCAUGAACCACAGUGCUGGCAACGGUGGUGGCAGUGGCAUUCUUGCCGAAAUGGCCAAUAACGGUGCUAUUCGACGUAUUACAGGUAAACUAAGUGCGCUCUACACAAAUCGAAAACGGUUCACUGAUCAAGAGAAGGCCGUUAUAUUUAUGGUUUCAUUUUUAUUUAUUGCGUUUCUAUUCGCCGCCGUUGUGAAAAUGCUUAUGAGAUAAAAUAAAAAUACCCAUGUGUAUCCGACGCCUCCUAUGUAUAGGUUUUGAAUCUUCUAAGAAUGAUGAUAAAAUUAUUUUUAAAAAAAAUUUAACAAAUGAAAAAUAAUGAGUGUGUGAUCAAAAAACAAAAAAAAUGGUAUAUAGAGGUAGGGGAGAAGGUAGUGAGAAUAUGUAGGAUUUUGAAUGUGACACACAAAAUAGAGAUGUUUUCAUUGAUUUCUAAUUUUGAAAUACAAUAGAAUCAUCAUCAUUUUCAUAUUCAUCAAAAACCAACCACCAACUCCCGAGACACCCUAUAUACAUAGAUACCAAUACGCCCCCUCCCACGCCCACUCCCAUUUUAAGUGUGCCCUUUUUCUAUAUGCUCGCUAAAUAUGGCUUUAUUUGUUCCACUUCCAUUAGAAUAUAAAAUUUACAACAAACAAACAAAAAAUAUAAUAUAUAUAUAUAUUUAUAUAUAUGUAUACAUAUGGAAAUAUAUACAUACAUAUAUAAAGUAAAAAUAGAGAAUAAAGGAAUUUAUGUAAUGUGCAUUAUUAAAGGGUUUGAGGUAUACUUACGUACAUAUAUAUAUAUAAAUAUAUUAAAAUUUAUAAUAAAAGAAUUUUUGUUUCAAUUUUAAAAAAAUAUACAAAAUAUUUAAAAAAAUAAAUAUAAAUUUUGCAAUUUUAAGUUUUAUAUAUUUUUGUCUCUUACUUUUAUUUUUAUAUUUUAAACUAAUAAAAAAAUACCUAUGUCCUUUUUAAUUUAAAGCGAAAUGUCAGAAUUAGCUAAUGAAAUAUUAUUGUUAUUAGUUUUUGUUUUUAAUAUUUUCUAUUUUUUAAUAUUACUAUAUACAUAGUAUGAAUAUAAUGUAUGCAUGGUUUAAAAUCAUUUUUAUAAAUAGUUAAAAUUUAAAUGAAGCGAAAAAAUGUGAAUAUAAUUAAAACAAGAAAUCAAAUAUAAAAAAAAUUGCUUAGGAAAAAUGUUAAAACUAAAUUUAAACAAAAAAAAACACAUAAAAAGUAAAUUUAAAACAUUAAAUAAAUGAUAAUGUUAAGAGAGAAAAGAUGUCCUAAAUGUUAAAUAGAACAAAAAAAGAAAACAUUAUUAUAAAUUGAUUCAAUUAUAUAUAUAUAUUAAAAAAAAAGUGAAAGAAAAUUAUAAAACAAUUAAUGAUAAAUAUAUAUAUACAUAAAUACAUACAUAGUUGUCGUCCCGAUUAUCUCUCUCUAAAAUAAAUACAAAAAUGUAAUUUACUAUAAAAUAAAUUGUGCUACAAGUGAAACUUUAACGUAAUAGAAUAUUUAUAAAAACAAAAACAAGAAAAAUCCAUGACAUUGUUGUAUUUUGUUGAGAAUUAUGUAUAUUUUAUGCAGGAAUUUGCUAAAUUAAUAAUACACUCACACUUAUACACCCACAAACACAAACACACACUCACACAACCAAUCAAUACACAUACAGGUUUUUUUUAGCAUAAGGAUUGUGGUUCAAAAACUACACAGCUUUAUGAAUUUAUCUUUAUUUAUUUUUUCGAUUUUAACGUUUUCUUACAAGGUCGUAAUGCAAUUUCUAUAAAAUUUGUAUAAAUUACUUUUUUGACAAAUUUUACAAAUUUCAAAAUUCCAAAUUGUCCAAUUUUUAAGUACCAAGGAAUAAAAUGACUGUGUUUCAGGAAGUUCGAAGUAUAAAUAAGAACGAAUCAAAAUAUGUUAUAAAAAAUUUAACCUUUUCAAGGUGAAAUAUUGUGAGUUCUAAAAGAGUGAUGCAAUCUUCGCCAAUCUAAAAGUUAGUUGCUCACCGAGGUUAAGAUUAGAUAUAAUUAGAAGUUUCUUCGAGCCAAGUGCUACUGUCAUGGUCGCUUAAGAUACAAUUGUGGUAAAGACCCGAUAUGUGCAUUUUUCAUUUUUAGGAAUGUCGCAUUUUUCAUUUUUUGGAAUGUACCUGUCAACCAAAUUAUACUUUUUUCUAAGGGUUUUGAUGUCCGUAAUUUGAAACUGAAUUCAUAAUCAAUUUAUCACGUCAAGUCUUAGAAAUAAAACUUUUCAUAAUUCGAAAAAACCUUAUGUUGGGAUUUUAAGGCUAUUAGGGUUCCAUGGGUAAAUUCAGAUUUUCUUUGAAAAUUGAUUUUUUUUUGUGGCGCGUGAAACACGAUUGGAGUUGUUUUUCUUUGUGAAACUUCAUGUGCGUAUUAACGAAUGCAAUGCAAAAAUAAAUCAUCAAUUCCUCAUGGAAGUCAAAAACAGAAAAAAUGGAUGUUUUGACAGAUCUAGACGAAGAAUAAAUUAAUUUAACUUACCCAUGGAAAACCCCAUCUGUCAAUUCAUGAAAUAGUUUUUCUUUUCAUUGAAAUUCGUGAUGAUUUACCAAUUCUACAAUCUUUUUCUUCAACAUUCCGUUUCAAUAUGUCAGUAUUUUUUUUUAUUUUUCAAAAGCUUCUCUUUUGUUGUAAGUUUUUACCUGUACUACAUUAACCUUAAAAGAUUGCUGAAGUAUUUAUACUAAAAGAGUUCUUAACGUGAAGAACGCAAAUUGGUUUGGUAGCAAUUUUUGUUCUUAUUACGAAUUUGUAGUCUUAAGGUUAAAAUAUUAAGUUUUUGGAAUAUAUUGAAAACAAAUACAUACAAAUAAUGGCUGAAUCACAAACACGCUUUAGCUUCGGCCUCAUCUACGUUACGGUGGGCCUGCUUCGAAGUUGCUUUGAAUGACAUUCUGUUAUUACAUCCCUUCAAAGAGCUAAUAUUUUGUUUGUUGACAUUUUUGUACAGCAGUUGAGCUGUCAGACAAAGCAAAAGUUCAGCGAAUUUGAACUAGAGCUUCCGUUUGGAGUCACAUUACGUAUUAUUAAGUAUUUUUCUUACCAAUGUCAAAUGAAACGUGAGGUCGAAGCUUCAUUGUGAUAGCAUGCAUUGAAUUCCUACGGCUGAACUCGUAAACGUCAGGCAAAGCCGAAGAUGAAGCGUGUUUGUGUUUUAGAUAUUACGGUUCGAGGUUGCUUUGAAUUUUAUUUCAUCCUUCCAAAGAGCAAAUAUUUUGUAUAGCAGUUGAGCUGUCAUACAAAGCAAAUGAUCAGAUAAUUGAACAGAGCUUCCGUUUGGAGUCACAUUACGUUCUUUUCCUUACGAUUGUCAAACAAAACGUGAGGUCGAAGCUCCAUUGUGACAACAUGCAUUGAAUUCAUCAAAAAACUAACACUUAAACGAAUUCAAAACCAUAAAGAAAUUACAUUCACGGUUUUUCAAAACUUCAGAUAGAGAAAAAUAAAGACCCAUGGGUCAUAAGUCAUUUUAAAACUAAUGAAAAAUUACGAAAACAUGGUGAAAUGCUUAAUUGAUUAAAAAUAAGUCUAGAAGAUAAAGAUUUGUAGAAGAAGAAGUUAUUUAAAGUGAAACUAAAAAUUUAUUUAAACACAUUUGAACUUUUUUAAAAAGUUUAAAUUCUCACAAACUGUUAGAAAAGAUUUGACGAACGAUGUCUGAAGACGCAAUAAAUGAAAUUCCUAAUAUUCCAAAAUCCAACUUAUUGAACAUUAAUUUGUGUUGAAUUUGUUUUUAAACUAUAACUACCUAACAGUCUUAGGAAGAUUGGUCAAGUCACAGCUAUAAACAUCACUAAAGUUUAUCUUUGGUUGGUUGAUGUUUGGUUAUUUCGAGAAAAUUUUGGUUAAAAAUAUGAUUAGUCAUAAAAUAGGGUAAAGCCAUUUCGCAAAUGAUGAGCUCAUGCGUCUCGAAAAAACUAGUCUUUUGCUGGCGUCACAAUCACCCUAGGAAUUCAAAUGAAAAAAACUCUAUGCCUUCAUAACUCGUUCUUAAAUUUUACAAAACAUACUGAAAGGUUGCAACUUUUUUGGCUGCUUCAAUUUCAUAAAUUCCAUUUAAUAAGAAAGAAUUGUAUCUUUUCUAUAGAACUUAGGGUGUUAUGGGAUGUUUCCAUUUGAGUCAGACCACGACUUUUCAUUAUAAUAAAAAUCCAACAAAGACAACAGAGAUAGAAAUAAUUGGGUUCAGUCGAAAAUCGAGGAAAUUCUUUUUCCUCGGAAGAUUUCUUUUCCCCGAUAUAUUUUCCAAACAUGUGACAUUCAAAUUUACUUGUGAAUGUUUAAAUAUUUCCUGAUUGGAAUCUUGAGGAAGUACUUGAGGUUAAAAUUCAUCAUUGAAAGUAAAACUGACAGGUGGAAAUGCAAAGAAAAUAGAACGCAUCACUCAUGCUCUCCAGAAGAGACUAGUAAAAGAAUGUAAUCUUUGGAGAAUGCAAUCUUUUAUGAGUUGAAUAUAAAGAUUUCAUUUUUGAAUUAACCUAAAGAUUGGGACUUAAAAUUUUACAAUCACUAAUUAGCAGACUUUUUAAAUGACUGCAAGGAUUUUUUUCAAUCAUUCGAUUGCACUGAAUUGAUUGCAAUCAUUUGAGACUUCGUUCAUUCUUUGCAUUCACUUGAAUUCUUGGCAGUCUUUAGUCUACACACUUUUGAAAUAUUGAUUUUAAUCUCUUGGUGUCUGCCAUAGAAAACUAUUUAAUGUAGUGACAUUUCACUGCAAAACAAUACAAAGACUUUAAGUAAAAGCAGAGACUUUAAGUGAGGGCAAAGACUUUACGUGAAGGCAAAUAAUUCAAGUGAAUGCAAAGAUCGAAUAAAAAACUUUAAAAGUAAAAGGAAGCAAAGACAUCAAAUAAAUGCAAAGACUUCAAGUAAAUGCAAAUAAUGCACGAAGUCUCAAAUGAUUGCAAUUAAUUGAGUGCAAUCGAAUGAUUUGGGAAAUUGAUUUUAAUCUCUUGGUGUUAGCCACUGAAAACUGGUAUCCAAGGUGUUUUGACCACUUUAUAAAAUUUUAUGUAUUGACAUUUCACUGCAAAACAAUACAAAGACUUUAAGUGAAGGCAAAGACUUCAAGUGAAUUCUAAGACCGAAUACAAAACUUCAAAAGGAAGCAAGGACUUCAAGUAAAUGCAACGAAUGCAUGCAGUCUGAAUAUGAAUUCAGUCUUUUUAAGGUCAAAUGAUUAGUGAUUGCAUAAAAUUUGAAGUUUAAAUCUUUACGUAAAAUGAAUGAGUGCAAUAUUUAAGUUGAAUUCAAUUAAUGACUUAAAAUGAUUGCAUUCUCAAGUGAAUGCAUUCUUCACAUGUUUUUUUUAGAAUGAGUUAAAAGAGUCUUUAAAUAUACUUAGAAACAAUGUAUAAACAUUUUAAGUAAAUUAAAUUGUCAAAAAAGUAAUUUAUUGAAAAUCUACAUAUUCGAAUGCAAAUAACAAAAAGUAAUCUUCUACAAUUUACAAUCUCUUUUUUUGCUAAACAAUUGAAUAAUAAAUACUACACACCAUUCCUUUAUUACAUUUAAUAUUCUGUCUUUUAUAUAUUUUGCUAUUUUUAUAAUUAUUAUUUUUUUUUUAUUUUAUUUAUAUUUAUAUAAUAUUUAGAAAAUAAAUAUAUAUUAUUUUCUUAUGUUCAAUUUUGUGCAAUAUAAGUGUCUGAAUUUAUUUAAUUGCUUAUUGUAGUACCUGAAACUUAAAACAAACUAAACAAACAAAAAUGUCGUUUUUUAUUUAAAUUAUGCUUUGGAUAUUUUAAGUUUUCUAAACAAAGUUCAUCUGAAACAAACAAAAAUUAUAUAAUAAAACUUUAAUAAGUUAACAAAAACAACAAAGCUUUCAAGUAUUAGAAACAAAAACAAAAUAAAAAUAACACAAUACAUUCCAAAAGAAGGAAAAAAUAAGGAAAAAUAAAUGCAACGAAUUUUACUAUUCUGCUGGCUACAAUAACUCAACAAAACAAAAAAAAAUCUAUUUAUAGCAUUAAUUAAAAAAACAAAAAAACCACAAUCCCAUUGCUAAGUAAAUAUAUAUAUAUAGAAAACAAAAUAAUGUAUAUAGUCCUUUUUUUUGUUAUUAAAUUUUAAUUGCAAUAUUAAAACAAAAACAACAGGGGAAAGCUAUGCAAUAUGAAGAAAGAAAAAUAAACAUAAAUAAAUGUAUUUCAAUACAUAUUCAAAUAAAAAAAUUAAAUAAAUAUUUAAACAAAAAUUAAAAGAAAAAAAAACAUGUAUACGUAGGUAUGAAUUUUAUAAUUGUCUAUUGUGUUAUAUCCAUAACUCUUUUUUUUAUAUAUUUUUUUUCCAAACUAGAAUAAAUAUUUAGCAUAAAAUAAAAAAAAACUAUAUUCAUAUAAAUCAAUUAAAACUAAAAAAAAAUCAAUUAAGUCUUAAUGAAAAUAAAAUGCUUUAAUACAUUUUUAUGAAUAAAAAUAGUACAUAAUAAAAAUAAGUUAAUAAAAAUAAACAAACAAAUGAAAAACCAACAGAAAACAGAGCAAAAAAAAAGUAUUAUCUUAAAUCAAAUUAAACAAAAACAAAAAAGCUUAAAACAAUUUUAAGUGAAAAAUGCAAAACGUAAAAUAUUUUUUUUAUUUCUGUGUUAUUUCAUAUUUCUUUUUUGUUUUCAUUUUUCAUAAUUAAUCUCAUCGUUAAACUGACCUUUUUAUAAUAAUUACCUUAAAUACAUUUUUAAAUUUAAUAAACAAUUUAAAAACCUAUCAUUCCACAAAAUAUAAAUAAAAAUAAAAAUAAAAUAAA